AUGUUACUAUGCAUGAAAGUACUUAAUUGUAAUAAUUCUUUUGAUGAUAAGUUCCCUAAUACAAGUUGUAAUCAUGCUGAUGCGGUGAAUUUGAAAGACCUUCGAGAGAAAUUACCAAAAUUGACGGAUAUCAAAUGUGUGAGGUGUGAUAAUGAGAAUGGUGUAAAAAUUGGAAAUUCACCUCCUGAACCUGGUUCGACAGAUACCUCUGAAAGAACUGAAGGAGCGGAUAUACAAAAUGAAGACUUAGCAUCAUCAAAGGAUGCUGAAAACCCAACAAAUCCAAUUAUUUGGCUCUGUCUUAUUUGUUGCGAAUCACAUUGUGGUCGUAAUGACAAAAAGCAUGCGAUAAUGCACUAUGAAAACAAUAAAGAACAUGCUCUUUCAAUUAAUUUUGAAGAUUUAAGUAUUUGGUGUUAUGAAUGUGAUACUACACCUACCGAAAAUGAUGUUUUAUCUGAAGCACAAAAGACUAUGA
This is a messenger RNA of Funneliformis geosporum, 478 nucleotides long. The record is from the annotation of a GenBank genome assembly. NCBI's taxonomy places the organism in Eukaryota, Fungi, Glomeromycota, Glomeromycetes, Glomerales, Glomeraceae.